AUGCCGGCUCCAUCUUUACCCAUCUCCAGCCUUCACUCCUCCCCAGCUGCUUGCUAUCCCAGGAGGCACUUCAAGCGAAAGCACCACUGCAUAACAGGUAAUGACGUGGCAUUUAAUGAUACUGUCCAAAGUGAUCCAGGCCUGCAGAAAGCUGCUGGCAAAGGAGAUACUCCAACAAAGAGACCCCCAGUCCUCAGAGCAGGUGUGAACACUGUCACCACUCUGGUGGAGAGCAAGAAGGCUCAGCUGGUUGUCAUUGCCCAUGACAUGUUCCUACCUGCACUGUGCUGUAAGAUGGGCAUUCCAUACUGCAUUGUCAAGGGCAAGGCCAGGCUGGGCCACCUGCUUAACAAGAAGACCUGCACGUCCUUUGCCUUCAAACAGAUCACCUCUGAGGAUAAGGGAGCUCUGGCUAAACUGGAGGAAGCUGUCCAGCCCAACUACAAUAAAGUCAUGGGCCCAAAAUCCACAGCCUGUGUUGCCAAGCUGGAAAAAGCAAAGGCCAAGGAACUAGUAACCAAGCUGGGUUAAAUCUUCCAAGCUUGUGUUUACCUGUUCUGUACAUAAAAAU
Molecule: messenger RNA, 571 nt
Organism: Polyodon spathula (Mississippi paddlefish)
Lineage: Eukaryota; Metazoa; Chordata; Actinopteri; Acipenseriformes; Polyodontidae
Product: 60S ribosomal protein L7a-like
Biological process (GO): ribosome biogenesis
Cellular component (GO): ribonucleoprotein complex
Source: RefSeq, a predicted model, not a curated record